AUGGCUUCGAGCACCCCAGAGACGAAGUUGGCCUCGUGGUGGAAUUAUUUCUUCCUUUAUGAUGGUUCGAAGGUGAAGGAAGAAGGCGACCCAACGAGAGCCGGUAUUUGUUAUUUUUACCCUGCUCAGACGCUGCUCGACCAGCAGGAGCUGCUCUGCGGACAGAUCGCCGGCGUGGUCCGCUGCAUUGCGGACAUUUCUGGAUCUCCUCCCACCCUCAUCCGUCUGCGGAAGCUGAAGUUUGCCAUCAAGGUGGACGGAGAUUACCUCUGGGCCCUAGGCUGUGCUGUCGAGCUCCCUGAUGUCAGCUGCAAGCAGUUUCUGGAGCAGCUCAUUGGCUUCUUUAGCUUCUACCAUGGACCUGUGUCUCUGGCUUACAAGAACUGCUCCCAGAAAGAACUGAGCACCGAGUGGGACAUCUUCAUUGAGCAAAUUCUGCAGAACACCGGUGACCUGCAUAAGAUCUUCAAUUCGCUGUGGAACUGGGACAGAACCAAGGUGGAGCCCCUACUGUUGCUGAAAGCUGCCCUCAUCCUGCAGACCUGCCAGCGAUCGCCUCACGUGCUCGCCGGCUGCAUCCUCUACAAGGGCCUGAUUGUCAGCACCCAGCUGCCGCCGUCCCUCACCGCCAAGGUCCUGCUUCACCGAGUGACACCUCACAACAAGAGAACACCUACAGACGUGGAUGCCCCGCAGGGAUGCGGAGCAGCUCUUCCCCCGGAUGUGCAGAUCACGCCCGUGUUCGUGACCAAGGAGGAAGCAGACAGUCUCCUGGAGUUCCCAGCGGCUCCCGUGACAGGCUCUCCCGCCUCACCAGCCGGCCAGGUGAGCCCAACCCAGCGUCCUCCCAGGAACCAGAGUCCAGCUGAACUGAAGGAGGAUGCCGUCGGGCAGGUGGACUUGACAGCCUGGACCUGGACAGCCACCCCGGAGGCCAGGUGCUCCGACUUAGCUGGGCCGAAUGGCACAGGGGUGAACGGACAGCUGUUUGACCCUUGCUGUGAGAGCUUCGGGCCUUCGGAGCAGCAUAGCGCUGCCAGGAACUGGGACCCUGGUCCUGGCUCUGUCCCGGGGAAGGAGCCUGGCUUCUCCCAAGGUGAACUGGACUUGUCCGCACUUCAUAUUCCAGAAGCUCAGGAAGCAGAAUCCUCUUCUGGUCACGGUGCCUUCCCUCACACACCCGCCCCAGCCAAUGGCCCACUGCACGGGGACUCCAUCCGCCACCUUGACCACCUGGAGCCCAGCCCUCCCUCGAACCUGCCUGUGGACACAGCCGCCAGUGACCCCCUCGCUGCCUCUCCAUGUGAAGUGCCCACUGAGAAUGGAGCCAUGGAGCCCUGGGAAGACCUGCCCCGAGAAGACUGCCAGCCCAGGAGGCCCAGCACAUCAGUGCCGUCCGCUCACUCAGCUUCCGGCCAGGGAGGAGAGGGGCCUCCCGAGGAGCAGCCCACUGAGGGCCUGCGUGCAGACGGGGUCCCUGCCGACUCUCAGGACAGCAGCCCCUGUGCAGACAGAACUGACUCAGGGUCAGCCUGGGGUGGGCCCCACCUGCCCCUCCGGAGGAUGAACCUCUACACCCACAGCCUGAAGGGCCUGGUGCUGUCCCUGCUGGCUGAGGAGCCGCUGCUGGGGGACAGCCUGGCCAUCGCGGAGGUGUACCACAGCAGCCUGGCGUCCCUGAACGGGCUGGAGGUACACCUCAAGGAGACGAUCCCCAUGGAUGAGGCCGCCCCUGUGAACAAGACCUACAACUUUGCACACUAUGACAGCAUUCAGAACGUGCUGAUGGCAAACCUGCCACCCGUGGCCUCAGCUCAGGAUCGCCGCUUCCUCCAGGCUGUCAGCCUGAUCCACUCUGACUUUGCCCGGCGGCCCACGCUGUACGAGAUGACUAUCAGGAAUGCCUCCACGGCCGUGUACGCCUGCUGCAGUCCGGCCCAGGAAACCUUCUUCCAGCAGCUGGCCUCCCCGGUGCGCAGCUCCGGCUUCCCCGGCCCCCAGGACGGCGCCUUCAGCCUCUCCAGCAAAGCCAGGCAGAAGCUGCUCAAACACGGCGUGAACUUGCUGUGA
Molecule: messenger RNA, 2070 nt
Organism: Elephantulus edwardii (Cape elephant shrew)
Lineage: Eukaryota; Metazoa; Chordata; Mammalia; Macroscelidea; Macroscelididae
Gene: HPS4
Product: Hermansky-Pudlak syndrome 4
Exons: 13
Coding region: 1-2070 (689 amino acids)
Biological process (GO): vesicle-mediated transport
Source: RefSeq, a predicted model, not a curated record